AUGCUUUACGAGUUUGUCAGUCCACAAAAUGUCAUCUUUCAAGCGAGUUCCAUUAUUUUGUACCAUAAUCGUGAUCCUAGCUGGACUGGGUCACCACACAGCUGAAAGUCGACUCCCAGACUGCGUUCUUUAUCCCAGAUGUCUGAUGACAAAGGACCCCUGUUGCAUGUAGUUCAUCUAAAGAAAUCAAAGAAGGAUAUGGUAUCGCAACUGGAACUGGAGAACCAACGAUAUAUCAGCACUUGUCAGGGGUGGUAACAAAAAGUGCACUCUGUUUUAAUAUAUACAAAUAUCCACAAAUAUCUGGCCUUAAAAUGGCAACAUUUGGGGUCUUCUCAUAAAUCAAUUUCGUUUUUACUACGAGUGCCGUUUGUCUGUGUUACUUUAACAUGACCACUGCCAACGAUUUUUCUGGCCAUUUGUGUGUCGUUCAGUUAAUAAAGCCGCAAACCCGAGAAGAAAAAGUAGCAGAUUCAACAAACAGGCAAAAACUCUUGGUUUUACUUUUGGCCCGCAAGCGUAUAAAUAUUGUUUUUAAAACCCAAUGAAAUAUUGCAUGCGUUUUUGAUGGAUCGCCCAUAUGUACACAUAGCAUUUAUAAAUAAAUAAAUAUAAUCAUAAAUAAAUAAUGGACCAGCACAUGACAGCUCGGUGGCAAAAAACGCACAAAGAAAAAUAAAUAUUACACCAAAUUAAAAACUUA
Drosophila teissieri is the source of this 703-nucleotide messenger RNA. RefSeq names its product accessory gland peptide Acp33A. The coding region runs from base 29 to 172 and encodes 47 amino acids. Lineage: Eukaryota; Metazoa; Arthropoda; Insecta; Diptera; Drosophilidae. The transcript has a single exon. The record is from RefSeq and is a predicted model, not a curated record.